Molecule: messenger RNA, 1635 nt
Organism: Diaporthe citri
Lineage: Eukaryota; Fungi; Ascomycota; Sordariomycetes; Diaporthales; Diaporthaceae
Exons: 5
Coding region: 1-1635 (544 amino acids)
Molecular function (GO): iron ion binding; heme binding; monooxygenase activity
Source: RefSeq, a predicted model, not a curated record
AUGGGAGAUUCCUUCGACACGUCGAGCGCAGCGCUGCCAGGGCCGAUGGCGUGGCGAUUCCAACAGCUGGCGCAGCUGAGAAUUCCCAAGUUGUCGUUGGCUUUGGCUUUGGUGAUGAUCUGCACGGUCGGGAUCUUCUCUCGCUGUUUUUACAAUCUUUACCUGCACCCAUUGGGCAAGAUUCCCGGCCCAAAGCUGGCCGCCAUGACUUCAUUGCCAGACUUCUACUACGAUAUUGUCAAGGACGGAAGCUAUCUCUUCGAUAUACAGAAAAUGCAUGAAAAUUAUGGCCCUAUCGUCCGCAUUACCCCCAACGAGGUGCACAUCAAUGACCCGGACUUCUUCUCCGCCGUCUAUUCCAGCGGAAAGUCCAAGGUCAACAAGGACCCGUCCACGGUGGCUGCGUUUGGCCAACCAGACGCACUCGUCGCGACUGUAGACCAUGACCAGCACCGCACGCGGCGCGGGUAUUUGAGUCGCCACUAUUCCAAGCGCGCCGUCGAUGCAUUAAUUCCACUUAUCACCGAGCGUAUCGACGCCUUGUGCGCACGCUUUGAGGGAGCGCUCAACACAGGCAGCCGGAUCUCGCUCGACAGGGCGUUUUCCGCACUGGCGGCCGACGUGAUCUACGCCCAGUUCUUCGGUACGCACCUCGACUACCUCUCAGACCCGGACCUCAGGGUCCUUUGGCGCGACGCCUUUAUCGGCCUGUCGGCCGGGUUCCACAGCUCGCGGCUCAUCCCCGACCUGGCCCGCAUGCUCAAGAAGCUGCCACCCAAUUUCUCAAAGCUCGUUCUGCGGCUCCUUAACGGCCCUCUGAUAGACGCGCUCCUCGACCUGCAGGAGCACAUCAAGCAAACCGUCGAGCGCCUCCUCGCCGAUAACAACCCCGGUAGUCCCGCAGCCCAGUGCGUCAUUGUCGAGGUGCUCAGGAAUCCCGACAUUCCUCCGCAAGACAGGACUAUAGAGCGACUUGUAGACGACGGGAUGAUCUUCGGCUUCGCGGGCACCGAGACGUCGAGUCGGGCCUUGGCGGUCGGUUCAUUCUACCUGCUCAAUGAUAAGCCCAUCCUAGCCAAGCUACGGACCGAGCUGGCUGCGGCCACCGAGAAGUCGCCGAACCAAACUUUGACUCUUGGUGAGCUAGAGAAGCUGCCAUAUCUGACCGGCGUUGUCAAAGAGUCCAUCCGGCUAGCCUUUGGCCCCGUCUGCCGGCUGCCGCGUAUCCAUACUGAAGAGGCUCUCUUCUACCACGGACACAUAAUCCCCGCAGGAUGUCCUAUCAGCAUGUCCACGUGGUUUCUGAACUUGCACCCGAAGCCUUUUCCCGACCCUUGGAAUUUCAAGCCCGAACGCUGGAUUGAGGCCGCCCAAAACGGGUUCCCCCUUACAAACUAUCUGGGAAGCUUCAGCCGAGGAACCAGGGGCUGCCUCGGGCAAAACCUGGCUUAUGCUGAGCUCUACAUGGCUCUCUCGCGCGUCCACUGCCAAUUCGAGAUGGAAUUAGUGGACACGACAGCCAAAGACGUGGCGGUCGAGAUGGCUCACAUGGUGGGCUACCCCAGACUCACAAGUGGUAGGACGGACGGCGAGGCCGAGGUGAAGGUCAAAGUCACGCACAGGCUGAAUGCUUGA